Molecule: messenger RNA, 2342 nt
Organism: Zingiber officinale
Lineage: Eukaryota; Viridiplantae; Streptophyta; Magnoliopsida; Zingiberales; Zingiberaceae
Product: heparanase-like protein 3
Exons: 9
Coding region: 420-2057 (545 amino acids)
Cellular component (GO): membrane; plant-type cell wall
Molecular function (GO): beta-glucuronidase activity
Source: RefSeq, a predicted model, not a curated record
UGCUAUAAAGAAAGAAAUGGAGCAGACAGUUGUUUAUUUACAUGGAGAAAUGAUCCAGUGCCACCAUUAAUUUCCUCCACUUUGGCUUAAAUUAUUGUUGGAAGCUGCCAUGGAUGAACCUUCCUAGCAUUGAAUAGAUCAGGACUCCACCUUCUUCUUCUUCUUCUGCCCCAGAUGAACCCCAUUGCUUCAGUUCGAUAGUGGUCCAGUCAAUAUUCACGAGUUCAUUCAUUAAAGAAAAAGAAAUCAAAAGUCACAAUGUCUCCAAAGUUUUCAGUUUAAUCUCCUCCACCAAACCUAGUAGAAAACACCUCAAACUGAUGUGCUAUUUAUUGCUUCUCUGAUUUAGGACUCUGAUCUCAUUCUGGAGAAACUGAAAAAAAAAAAAAAAAAAAAAAAUCUUUGUGGAGGCUGAGAGUAUGAGCAGGGUCUCUAAUGGCGGUGUUCUUCCUCAGCUGCUGGGGUGCUGUUUGUUUCUGUGCCUAAGCAGGCAUGUUGCUGCAUACUCUGAAGCAGGGGCAUACGGCGACGCCGUCAUUGUCGACGGGGAAGCCCCUAUCGCCGUGACUGAUGAAGACUUCAUCUGCGCUACUCUGGACUGGUGGCCGCCGGAGAAGUGUGAUUAUGGGACAUGUAGCUGGGGGUCGGCAUCCCUGCUCAACCUGGAUCUUUCCAGUCCCAUCUUGUUAAAUGCCGUAAAAGCUUUCUCGCCGCUGAAGCUUCGUCUCGGGGGAACCUUGCAAGAUAAGGUGACAUACCAGACAUCAGUCCCUGCGCAGCCUUGCACGCAUUUCGUCAAGAACGAGUCCGAGAUGUUUGGUUUUACUGAAGGCUGCUUACCUUUGCCCAGAUGGGACGAACUGAACGAGUUCUUCAAGAAAUCAGGGGCCGUCAUAAUCUUUGGGUUGAAUGCACUAAAUGGAAGGGUUCUUCGGAGCGAUGGCUCAUUUGAGGGACCUUGGAACUGCACUAACGCUGCUUCUCUCAUUCGCUUCACGGUCAACAAGGGCUACACAAUUCACGGUUGGGAGUUCGGAAACGAGCUGAGUGGAUCGGGAGUGGGAACCAGCGUCGAUGCGGAUCAGUAUGCCGCAGACGUGAUCAAUCUCAAAUGGCUCAUCGACGACAUCUACCGCGGCUUCCCAGUUAAACCGCUGGUGCUAGCGCCGGGGGGUUUCUUUGACGCCGACUGGUUCGCCGAGCUCGUCCGGAAAACAAAACCCAACUCGUUGGACGUGGUCACUCACCACAUUUACAACCUCGGCCCAGGCGUGGACGAGCAUUUGGUCGAGAAAAUUCUGGACCCGACCUAUCUGGACGGCGAAGCGAGCACGUUCAGAGAUCUUCAGGGCCUGCUCAGGAACAGCGGGACUAACGUCAAGGGCUGGGUAGGUGAGGCUGGAGGGGCUUACAACAGCGGCCGCCAUCUAGUGACUGACUCCUUCGUUUUCAGCUUCUGGUUCCUGGACCAGCUCGGCAUGUCCGCCACCUACGACACCAAGACGUAUUGCCGGCAGACGUUGGUCGGCGGAAACUAUGGCCUCCUGAACACGACCACCUUCCAUCCAAAUCCUGAUUACUACAGUGCUCUGCUGUGGCACCGGUUGAUGGGAAACCGGGUCCUGUCGACGAAUUUAACCGGCAAAUUACCCAAUUCGAUACGAGCUUAUGCUCACUGCGCGAAAGAAUCACGAGGAAUCACACUCCUGUUGAUCAAUCUCAGCGGCAACACCACGACUCGGGUUCCGAUCAUAAGCAAGACUGCUUAUUCGCUCGGCCAGAAGGAUCUCUGGGCUGGUGGAUCAGGAUUCAGGGGAAAUGUUCCUGGUCUGCCGCCGGCGGAAAGCACAAGGGAAGAGUACCACCUGACAGCCCAGGGCGGCGACCUCCAUAGCCAGACCAUGCUGCUGAAUGGCAAUGCCUUGAAAGUAGAUGAGAAUGGGAAUAUUCCGAUGAUGAUGCCUGUUCGAGUUGAAGCAUCGCAGCCAGUCACACUGGCCCCGUAUUCUAUCGUCUUCGCUCACAUUCCCUUCUUCCAAGCUCCGGCAUGUAGGUAGUGUUCAGAAGUAGGGGGUGGACUGCUAAGUGGCCUCUUACUGCAUGUGAUCCCUCUGCGAGAAGGAUUGUUUGCGUGCAUAAAUGUGAGUAGGAAGAGUAGAUGCGAAACAGCUAGGAGUUUAUAUGCUAUUCUUUGCACCAUUUCGAAGCCGAUUGCAAUAAACAAGCAAUUGUGUAAUGAGGCAUUACCUCUUUUAGCAAGCAAACUCAAUAUCGAAAUUUCAUCCGAGUUUCAAGAAAUUCUCUAUGAGCACUGCUCUGGCAAACUGGGUCUAUGUGCUCAG